UUUCAAAUUAAUUCAACAGUCUCUUUAUACUGAAAUCCAGUCACUGAGGCUCCUUUGAGACUCUGAAAUAUCAGAAGGACAAUCACAUCUUUUUGUAACUUCACUAUUGCAGCACAACAAAGUUUGUUGUUUGAAGUGACGAACACAUUUCAAAAGUUGUCCCUACAAUGGGGAAGGAUGGCCCAAAGCAGAGGGAUUACGUUGUGGCUGUGAUAGAUGCAGUCAAGUGUCCUAUUAACAUAACAUUGUUCCUAAUAUGCAUUUUACUCGUUUAUUUAAGUCUGAGGCCACUGUUAAGAAAAAAGAAAUCUCAGAAAUGUGAAGUCCCGAAAAUGGGGAAACGUGAUUUCACAUUAGAAGAACUUCAGAGCUUCGAUGGCAGUGGUGAACAUAAAAGAAUAUUAAUCGCAGUUAAUGGUAAGAUAUUCGAUGUCACGAAUAAGGGACAGGGAUUUUAUGGCAAGGGCGCACCGUAUGCUGCUUUUGCCGGUAGAGAUGCAUCAAGAGCACUUGCGUGCUUCAACCUUGAAACGAAAGAUGACUAUGACGAUCUUUCUGAUCUUACUGCUGAUCAAAUGCAAACCCUGAGGGAAUGGGAACUGCAGUUUUCCGGUAAGAUUGUAAUUUUUGCAAACCACAUUGUCGAUAUUUUUAUGCUUCGAUUUUGUAUCAUCUAAUUACUAAUAUAAUUUCUCUGCAUAUCCGGCUGUGUUUGGCAACCAAUUGUUAGUCAUAUGAACUUGUAACAGAUAGACUGUUGUAUCUUUCGUGUAUUUCGCUUUCAGUUCCACAAAAAUUUAUUACCAAGGUGUGUCAAUUAUUUGCUGAAUUUCUAGUCGAAUAGCGACACAACUUCACUUUUCUGCAAUCAAAUUUUCCAAAUUUAAGGUUAAGAUGUCUCAGUAUUUGCUGUAUGCAAACAUCAAUCCAGUUUAGUCUAUCGCCAGUUAACCCUCGUGAUGGAAUAUAGGCUGCCCACCACAAUUCUCCAUCGAACUUUGUCCUGGGCAACUCUUCACAUUUGCUACUCACUCCUUAGGUGUCUGCCUCCAAUUACCGGCGUAAUGUGUUACUUGGCCUUCUGAAUUUCCUUUAGCCUUCAGGAUUCCAAGUUAGUGUUUGCCUCGUGAUGCAGUUUGGUGAUUUCCGCAACGUAUAUCCCAUCCACCUCUACCGUCUUUUCCUAAUUCCCUAUUCAGUUAGAAGCGCACUUGUUCCCUCGCACAGCAGGCUAUUACUGAUGGUAUUAAACCAAAGGACAUUGAGGGUCUUACUUAGACAAAUGUUUACGAAUACCUUUACUUUUACAUGAUAGUUGUAGUUCACCAAGUUCCAGCUCUGUACAGUAAAGAUGUCUUGAGUUUUACAUUAAACAUUCUGACUUUGAUAUUGGUUGCUGCUACACCGUUUGUAUUGGCCUGCAUUUGUUGAUGUGUGUGGAGUAGAGAGGCUAUGUCAUCUGCGAAGUCCAAAUCGCGUAGCUACAUGCAAGCUGUCCAUUCUACUCCGAGUUUCUUCUGGGAUGUGGUGGUCCUUAUUAUUCAGUCAACCACCAGAAGAAAGAGUAAGGGUGAGAGUAAGCAGCCUGAUAAUGUCUGGUAACAGUCCUAACUUGGAAUGCAUCUAUCAGGUGUCUUCUAUGCACGACUUUGCAGUGUAGUCCGCCAUAUGAAUUCGUGUGGUGUUAACGAUAUUCUCAGGUACACCAUAAUGACGAAAGUUUCCAUAACGUUCUCCUAUUCACACUGUCAAAUACUUUCUCAUAAUCAAUGCAGUUGGUGUAUAGUCAUGAGUCCAGUUCAACUGAUUGUUCGACAAUGAUCUGUUGUGUCGUGAUUUGGUCUGUGCACGACUAAUCCUUACGGAAUCCAGCUUGUUGAUCUCGAAGUUGAACGUCUACCGAAAUCUUUCAUGUGGUUCGGCAACGCACUGUUAAAAACCUUUCCUGAUGCUCAGAGUUUCAAUAGAGACCUAUUCCUUAUGACGGUGCUUGUUGUGGUCCAGAACCUCCUGACACGUUAAAGUCAAUGCUUCUUUGAUCCCUCUCCUGUUGUCUUCCAUAGUAGUUUCGCAUUCUUCGAGUAAUUCUUCCAAGGCUCGAAAAUUAUUGCUGAGAGUUAUCUUGAAUUCGUCGAGCUUGUAUCUCGAAGGAGGGCUGUAUGAAGCCUUUUUAAUGCUGCUUAUCCAGUUGUCCGGUGCUUCUUUAGCUUCAGUUCCAUCUUAGCCACAGCCAGGUGGUGAUCUAAAGAUAUGUCAACUUCUCUCCUGGUUCUCACGUCUUCCAUUGUCUUUCUGAAGUGUUUUAGUCACCCCGAUCUGGUUCUCUGUAGUGUGGUCGAGUGAGAUCCAUGUAGCUUUGUGCAUAUGUCUGUGUGGCAAUGUUGUACUACCCAUAACCAAUUUGUAAGUUUCUCACCAUUCUUGUCCGUUUCUCCUAGUUAGUCCAUGUCGUCUCAUGAUAUCUUUAUACCUGGUGUCGUCCAUUCCGACUUUAACAUUUAAGUUUCUCAUCAGAAUGUUCAGGUUCUUUGCUGUGUGUUUCUUCGCGAUCGAUUGCAGCCUUCUGUAGAACCGAUCUUUAUCAUCGUCACUAGUAUAAUUAGUGUGGGCAUAAUGUUGAAUUAUAUAUAUAAUAUGUCUUAGCAGCAAGCCACUACAUAGGUGAAUAUAUUGAUUGUUUUGUGUUAUGUGAUUAUGUCAAACCAAUAAGAAAUCCUUAUUAUAAGUCCAGAAAUAACUGACAUUCGUCAACAUGCCGCAUCUGACGCUGAUGAAAUUCAUAUCAGCAUUACUGCACAUCGGUCAUAUAAACUGCAUUGUUUGAAUUUAGAGUUUUAUUAUCAUUAUUAAUAAGCACAUUAGCGAACAUAGCUUCACAAGGAAGAAUAGAUUCAGGAUAUUGAUUUGGUGUACUUGAGUUGAUAAGAUCUAGUAGUUGUUUACUCAAACCAAGCUAGCUUUAUAUUACAUCCACGAUAGUUAUUUUUUAGAUUGACAUAGCUGUUAGGUAAGUAGAAAUCACACCUCAAAAUUGUCGUUUGUGUAUACUGUGUGCUGAAGAGUAGGCAUACGAUAUUCAAAAACCCUUUUGUUUCAGUAAGACUAGAUAAAACUUUUGUCUUGUACUACAGAGCGUUAUGAUCAUGUUGGGCGACUUUUGAAGCCAGGAGAGCCUCAUCGGGUUUAUGAAGUCAAUGAUGGAGAAGAUGACGUUGGAACCAACCAUGUUCAAAGUGCACUUAAGAAAAAAGUAACUUGAAAGUGUCUACUUCUGUUCUAAGUAUCUUAUGUAUCUAAACUUAUAAUAUGAUUUUCUUAUCUGGACUGAUCAUCCAUGAUGCCUACAUUACAACUCUCAGUUAUUAUUUUUGACUUGGUUUUCGAUCCGUGCAAUAAUAAAACCGUUAAAUGAAACACUCAUCCACACAAAUAUGUGCACCAUGGAGUGGAUCUCUUAAAAUUCAAACAUAAAUCUACAUUUCCGGGUAUUUGUUUAUUGUAUUUUGUUCUUAUAAUUACAAAUCAUUUUGAAUACACUAUAUGUUUGACCUGGUUGCUACUGCUUAAUCAUAAUGUAAAUAUUUGUAACUUUCCACAAAUAUACAUGUUAAAAGCUUAUUUUC
Molecule: messenger RNA, 3623 nt
Organism: Schistosoma bovis
Lineage: Eukaryota; Metazoa; Platyhelminthes; Trematoda; Strigeidida; Schistosomatidae
Source: the annotation of a GenBank genome assembly